Molecule: messenger RNA, 1470 nt
Organism: Dermacentor silvarum
Lineage: Eukaryota; Metazoa; Arthropoda; Arachnida; Ixodida; Ixodidae
Exons: 2
Coding region: 67-522 (151 amino acids)
Source: RefSeq, a predicted model, not a curated record
ACAUCCAAGCGUGCUACUGCGUCAGGAAAAAAGCUGCCCAAGAAGGAGAAGCCAUUAAGUAAACGAAUGGCCAGGGAGAGGCUGAUUCCGCCUAGCAGACGGAGCACGAGAAUACCUGCGGAGACCUUGGCGCCGAGGAAAGAGUCUGCUUGGGAUGACGACACCGACACAGGUGACAAGAAUGUCACGUGGAAUUCCUGCUUUCGGCCUCCCAGGUUAAUGAGGAUGCCAGAGCUAAAGAAAGAAGGCAGCUCGUACAAGUGCUGCGUCCGGGGAUGCCGUGCGUCAGGCAACGAGCCUUUCACCGGCAUCUGGUUGUUUGCACUGCCUGCCGACAAAACGCUGAAGUCGGCCUGGUUCGAGAGCAUCCCCAUCAACCCCGAAAUCAACAGACCCCUGAGCCCUCGGUUGUGUUUCGAGCACUUCAAGAAGGAGGAUUUCAUUAUGUUCAAGGACCGCCCGAUUGGGCUCGUUGAUAAUGCGGUGCCCACGGAGAUGGCGAACAAAAAGUUGUGCCAAUAAUUCAACUACCAGGAGCGCCCAGUAUUAGAGAUUUAGCUUAUCCACAAGCAUAAUUGUCCUUUGCGAAACAGUGACUUACUGGAGACGCUGCUGGUAGCAGCAGUGCUGUUAGUGCCAUCCGGUGAUGCAGAGUUUAAUAAUUAAGAGAGGACAGACAGCUGUUAAUUAUAGCGACCAGCCAUAUUCUGCUUAGCUGCUGGUGUAAAGUGUCAGCUGUAACGUAGACGGUAACAUGCAACCUUUUCUUAAUUUUCUUUUUGCAUUGAAGCACAAAAUUAGCUGGAACGCCAAUGCAUUUCACCGCAAAGUUCGGGAAUUAUUAUCUCGAAACUGGUGUCAUCCCGAGAAUUCGUUCCAAGUGGAUCCGCCUUGCGAACUCCACGGCUACAAUCUGUAAAUUGCAACAUGGGCCAUCAGGUAAUUAGUUAAAAACUUAAUUAGUGAAUUUCUGUUGAUUAUUCGAUUAUGCAUUUCAAUUUCUUGUGCAAGUAAUGUCCGCCUCUUCGAGUAGACCAGCUCAUUAACUAGAAUUGGGCUAUCUGCUACAGGCAACCUUAAAUAAAUUUUGAAAGUGUUCGCUGAAACACCCUGCAUUUUGCUCAAAUAGAGAAAAGGCGUUAUAGAAGAACAGAGGUUCCACUAAUUUUGUUCAGGCGAACAAAAAUUACAUGCAAUUUGUGCGAGGUUGACCAAAUAUUGAGUCGCAGGCGCGAGGAUAUGGGGGCGCGGGCACUACAGCUGAGCUGUUGCUGUCUUGUCUAUGCCUCUUGGUGUGUACUCAUGUUUAAUAUACCUUGUGAUAAAGACUUGUGCAAUAAAUAAAGUUAUGGCUUAUGAGCUGUUUUGGUUGAAAGGCAUUGGUUGAUCUGCCCUCUCACUGUUGUACAGAAGUGACAAGUUAUUGCAGAAGACGCAACUGUGAACAUGUGGCUGAUGUGGCAUGCACAG